Molecule: messenger RNA, 3492 nt
Organism: Cyclopterus lumpus (lumpfish)
Lineage: Eukaryota; Metazoa; Chordata; Actinopteri; Perciformes; Cyclopteridae
Gene: abcg2d
Product: ATP-binding cassette, sub-family G (WHITE), member 2d
Exons: 15
Coding region: 55-2061 (668 amino acids)
Cellular component (GO): plasma membrane
Molecular function (GO): ABC-type transporter activity; ATP hydrolysis activity; ATP binding
Source: RefSeq, a predicted model, not a curated record
UGCGGUGCAUUCCUUACUUGUCUAUAUUGUUUCCUAAGACAUUUGCUGCACAGGAUGAUGGAGAGGGGUUGUCACAUCAACAUUGCCAUGACAGAAGAUGUCGACGCCAACGGGACGGCCAGGUCAAAGCUCGUCCCAGCCGUGGACCAGAAGACGCUGCCGUGUGGCUCCACCGUGAGCUUCCACAACAUCCAGUACAAAGUUCAGCUGAGGAGUGGUUACUUAUGCAAAAGGGAAACCAGCCACAGGGAAAUACUGUUCGACCUCAAUGGGACUAUGAGGCCUGGCCUCAAUGCUAUUCUUGGACCUACUGGAAGUGGAAAGUCUUCAUUCUUGGAUAUUCUGGCUGCGAGAAAGGAUCCUUCAGGUCUCUUUGGAGAAGUGCUCAUUGACAAAGCACCACAGCCUCCAAACUUCAAGUGCCUCGCUGGCUAUGUGGUUCAGGAAGAUGUGGUCAUGGGCACCCUGACUGUGAGGGAGAAUCUGCGUUUUUCUGCAGCACUGCGGCUGCCGAGCUCCGUGCUUCAGAGUGAGAAGGAGGCCCGAGUCAAUCACCUCAUUGAAGAACUGGGUCUCACCAAGGUGGCUGACUCCAAGGUGGGCACACCCAUGACGCGGGGGAUCUCAGGAGGAGAGAGGAAGAAGACGAACAUCGGCAUGGAGCUGAUUACUGAUCCCUCAGUUCUCUUUCUGGAUGAACCGACCACAGGACUGGAUGCCAGUACCGCUAACUCUGUCCUGCUGUUGCUGAAAAGAAUGGCCAGUCAUGGAAGAACCAUAAUUAUGUCCAUCCACCAACCCCGGUACUCCAUCUACAGACUGUUUGACACUCUGACUCUGCUGGUCGCUGGUAAAAUGAUUUACCAUGGACCAGCGCCCGACGCGUUGAACUACUUUGCCAACAUCGGAUACCUAUGUGAGCCCCACAACAACCCGGCUGACUUCUUUCUGGAUAUUAUUAAUGGAGACUCCAACACCACAAACAUGAACAAAUGCCAUGGCUCUGAAGAUUUGGACUUUGAGGAGCUCAUCCGUUCCAGGCAGAGCAUCGAGGAGAACCUGGUGGAAGAGUACAGGAACAGCAGCUACUCCAGCGACACGAGAGCUGAGCUGGAGCGCAUCGUCCAGGAGAAGAAGUGUAUCUCAGAUUCAACAUCCCACAACAUCACCUACAACAGCUCCUUCUUCCACCAGCUACGUUGGGUUCUCAUGAGAACCUUCCAGAACCUCAUGCUGAACCCACAGACGUCUGUGGCCCAGCUCGUGGUCAACAUUUUCCUCGCCCUCGUUGUUGGAACCAUUUUCUCCGGGGUCAAAGAUGAUCAGAGUGGUAUGCAGAACAGGACGGGCGUCCUCUUCUUCAUGACAAUCAACCAGUGUUUCAGCACCUUGUCUUCAGCUGAGCUCUUCAUCAUCGAGAGGAAGCUGUUUGUGCACGAGUACAUCAGUGGCUACUACAGAGUGUCUGUCUACUUCCUCUCUCAGAUCCUGUCUGACAUCACUCUGCGCACCAUCACCUCGGUUAUCUUCAGCGCUAUUGUCUACUUUAUGAUUGGGCUCAAAUCCACAGCUGAAGCCUUUUUCAUCUUCACGCUGACCGUGACUCUGGUGGGUUACACGGCCACAGCCAUGACGAUGGCCAUCUCAGCCGACCAGAGCUUCGUGGCUCUCGCCAACAUUUACAUAACCAUCACCUUUAUCUUCAUGAUGAUCUUCUCAGGUCUGCUGGUGAACCUACCCAGCAUGGAGGCCUGGCUGGCUUGGUUGCGAUACUUCAGCAUUCCUCGCUACGCCUUUGCAGCUUUGCAGAUCAAUGAGUUUGUGGGUUUGAAUUUUUGUGACGAGGCUGUGAUCCGAAACAGCAACAUGUCCUCUGUGGAGACGAACGGCAGUGUGAGCUCAGCCGGCCCGAUGUGUACAGGAGAGCAGUAUCUGGACUACAUGGGAAUAGAGUACACCACCUGGGGACUGUGGGAGAAUCAUGUGGCGCUGACCGUUAUGAUGUUCAUAUUCCUCAUCAUCGCCUAUCUGAAACUUCGCUACAUCAAGAAGUUUACUUAAAUGUGUGAUUAUGCACCUUUUACUUUUGGCUUCAACGAACCAGGCCAAUAGCUGUUCAUUGAGAACUUCACCUGUAAAAUAAUAGUACACCAUUAUUUGCUUUUUUGCAGUUAGAUGUAGAUAACUGAUACCACUCUCAUAUCUAGAUAUCAGAAUAUUGAUCUUCUCAUCUAACUCAAAAGUGAAUAAGCAAAUUUUCCCCAAAACCUCUUUUUUUUUGUGUGUGUGUUUAUGUUUUUGAAUUCAUAUAGUGUGAUAUUCCGUAGGGCUCAGACAAACCUGAAUGUAAACAUCAGUUUUGUAAUCUUUGGUUAAAACCAUGUGUCUCAAAGUUUUAGGUUCAAUGUAUUUUAUUUUUCACACUGUUGGAGUUGUUUUUUUUAAACCCGAAGGUUUUCUGAUGCGUAGGAGAUGUUCACACAUGGACAGUGACACGGAUAUGGCCUUUCGACUAUCUAACCAAUCAGUUUCACGGGGGAGAUUGUCUUGAACGCUGAGCCGAAAUCAACUCAGCAUCAUUCUGAUGUCGGCGUUUGUUAUUUUCAAGUGAGUGGAGAGAAGUGGACACGGCGUCCUCUGUGGAUCUACUGGUUCUGUAUGCAAACUGGUGAGGGUCCAGGCUAGCUGGUGGGUCUCUUGAAGCAGGGCGGGGAACACUCUCCUGUGAAAAUGUAAGCGAUGAACCUCAGCUGGUUGGCACAUGUUCUCAGUACACAACCGGGGAUGUUACGAGGCCAAACAGUUGCACUCAUAUUGACUCUCAUCAGGGGUUUUCUCACAUCCACCUGUGGAUACUGACAGUGGCCGGUCCUUGACUCUUUGUUGAGGAGAUCAAAGCGAGCUUAAAGGGUGUUGAGUUAUCUGUGUGGCCUCCUCCUGUCACAUUCUGGAUCGCCUGCCACAUAUCUUUAGUGUUGUUGGUGUUGAGGUCUCUCUUGACGCCUCCGCUUUGCCUCUUCGGUGGCAGUUUUAAAUCUUUGUUCCCGGGCGACGCUUUAUGCUUCAUUGUCACCUGAUGAAAAAGCAUCUUUUUGGGAUAGUGUCCUCUUCUCUCCUCUUCAUUCAUUCAGGCUUUCUUGUCGGGGACUGAUUUUAGUGUCUUUGUGAUCACCACAUCAUCAACACACUUGCUGAUAUGUGUGGAUGUAUAUUCUUUAAGAUUGAUUUUGUUCUCCUGGGAGAUCCCUGCAAUGUCUGUACAGUCUGAAUAACUUCAUCGGUCAACAAUUAAACUGGGUUUUCUUCCUGAUGGUUUGGUUGGUUUAAUCAGCUGGGAGGAGGUGGGCAGCAGAAGCUGAUUAUCCAAAGUCGGAGGAGGGGAGUGCUUUGUAGCUGCCGGGAAUAUUUGUGUCAGCACGGUCCAGGAGGUUGUUUCCUCUGUUGGGGACGUGGACAUGCUGCUGGAAUUUAGGUCAAACAGAUCUGAGCUUA